AUGGCGUUGAACGUGUUCGGCAAACCCAUUGGGAACGAAACAUUAAAGGCGAUGCCCAAAUAUCAAUAUAACGAGGUCAUAACGGCAGUAGACAGAGCUUAUGAAGCUCUGAUAAUGAAAAAUGCGGACAACAAGGAUGUGAAGGCUCGGAAAUUCGUUGAGAGCUUGAAAAAAAAUUAUGGUGCUUCAUUAGUCGCCACACUUUGCUUCAUUUACAACGCAGCUGGAAACAGAUUAACAUUUGUUGUGUCCCAUGAUUGGGAAGGGCAUAUUGGGGAUUGUCCAUACCCGUUGCUGCUCGAAAAUGGUCAAUGGGGUGCAUUUCUUCACGUCCAGACGUCUCCAUAUCGUGGAUCCGUUGCAGCCACCAUAUAUCGCGGUCAGGAUGAGAGUGGGGAUGCUUUUGACUGGAUGUUGUCUUGGCAGAAUGUAUGGAACGACAACAACGGCGUAAGUAAAUCUAAUUUUUAA
Messenger RNA from Ziziphus jujuba (common jujube), 471 nucleotides. RefSeq names its product 23 kDa jasmonate-induced protein. NCBI's taxonomy places the organism in Eukaryota, Viridiplantae, Streptophyta, Magnoliopsida, Rosales, Rhamnaceae. The transcript has a single exon. The record is from RefSeq and is a predicted model, not a curated record. Bases 1 to 471 code for a protein of 156 amino acids.